Molecule: messenger RNA, 2302 nt
Organism: Sabethes cyaneus
Lineage: Eukaryota; Metazoa; Arthropoda; Insecta; Diptera; Culicidae
Product: poly(ADP-ribose) glycohydrolase-like
Exons: 3
Coding region: 100-2277 (725 amino acids)
Biological process (GO): nucleotide-sugar metabolic process; carbohydrate metabolic process; ATP generation from poly-ADP-D-ribose
Cellular component (GO): nucleus; cytoplasm
Molecular function (GO): poly(ADP-ribose) glycohydrolase activity
Source: RefSeq, a predicted model, not a curated record
UUUCGUUUCGCUCGCAGGUUUCACGUUAAAUAUUAUCUAUUUUUGAAAAUCUAGAUUUUCUAAAAACAUUGUGGUCUGCAAACGGUCGGUUUUUUCCUGAUGAAUUCCACUGAUGAACCGCCAAGCGAAGAUGAUUCGUCCCCGCCGGCGGUCGAAGAGCGAACGUGGCGUGGUGUUCCGAUGGACAUCGUUUACCGGGGAUUAGAUCGCUUCGAGCUGCGCCACUUUGCGGACGUGCGACCGUCCGAAGAUCACACCGUACUGUACCAUCUGCCGGUGAAUCCGGACGCGGCAGAGCCGCCCAAACCUCGUCGUUCUUACAACAAGUGGGACUCGGAUCAUGUUCGGCUUCCCUGUUCGCAUCGUAGUCAGUAUCCGGUGGAGCAAAGCGAUGGUAACACUACGCUGGAAUGCCGCUGGGAUUUGGUGCAGAAUGCGCUGCUGCAGCCGAUUCGGGACAGCCGUCAGCUGGAGGCGGCCAUUCUGUCCUACAAUACGAAGUAUGCCAGCAGUUGGAAAUUUAAAUCGCUUCAUAAGUUGUUUGAACAAGAACUGGAGGAAGAAGAGAGUGCCGGAUUCUUCGAGUAUACUUUGCCGAAAAUUAUUCAGUUGGCGUUGUCCUUGCCGGAGUUAGUUCCCGGUGCUAUUCCCCUGCUGAAGCAGGGUUGUAAUAAAGCGGUUUCUCUUACACAGCAGCAGGUGGCUUGCUUGCUGGCGAAUGCUUUUCUGUGUACUUUUCCUCGACGGAAUACUCAGAAAAAGAAAAGUGAAUACAGUCUUUUUCCGGACAUAAACUUUAAUCGGUUGUUCCAGAGCCAAGGUCGGCAGGUGAUUGAAAAGAUUAAAUGUAUUUGCAACUACUUUCGGCGGGUUUGUACGCGGAUGCCGACCGGAGUGCUGACGUUCCAGCGAAGGUACAUCAAUCCGAAGCAGUUUAUCGAUUGGAAUAAGUGCGAAGCAGUUGUUACGAGGACUGUCGUGCCGGUUCACAUUACAUCCGAGGGGACUAUUGAGGAUCAAGGGAAAGGAUUGCUGCAGGUUGAUUUCGCCAACAAAUACUUGGGAGGUGGUGUGCUAGGUCACGGUUGUGUGCAAGAGGAGAUUCGAUUCGUAAUCAAUCCGGAACUGUUGGUUUGUCGAUUGUUCACGGAAGCGUUGAAACCACAGGAAGCCCUGGUGAUGAUGGGUUCUGAGCAGUUCAGCGAGUACAGCGGCUAUGCAUCGAGUUUCUGCCUUGCCGGGGACUAUCGCGACGAAACACCGCGAGAUGCUAGCGGUCGCAGGGAAUGCUAUAUCGUGGCGAUCGAUGCGUUGCAUUUUGUGCAAGGAUCGCACCAGUAUAGGGAGGAACUGCUGUUGAGGGAGCUUAACAAGGCGUACGUUGGAUACUUCCAUCCGCUGUCGACGCCAGCUCCCGGAGUCGCCACAGGCAACUGGGGUUGUGGUGCCUUUGGAGGGAACGCUAACUUGAAAGCAGUGCUACAGCUGAUGGUAUGCUGCGUUCUAAAUAGGCCUAUGGUUUACUAUACCUUCGGAAAUAGAGAGCUGAGGGAUCAGAUUUAUGCAAUGUACACUUUUCUGGUGGAUAACAAAGUCAAAGUCUGUGAAAUAUGGCGCUCGUUAAAAUCCUUUAGGGAACACAAUCUUCCAGCAAGCAAACUUUAUCCUUAUUUCUAUCAGGAUUAUUAUGACCGGAAAAAUAACAAAAAAUGUACCUUUGGCAUUAAAACCCAAUCCAAAGCUAGUAGAGACAAACCACCGGACCAGCAACCUUCUGCUGAGCCCAGUCCGAAUGGGGACCGAGAUUUGCUGGACGACGAAAGUUUGGCUAAUUUAAUGAAAGAUUUAGUCGAUGAUGACGAUGCGCUUUCCGAUCAACCAUCGUCCUCCUCGGUUGCCGGGGAAUCGAAAGAGGAAGCAACCAUGACCUUGGUGACUCCUUCGCCGAAAAAAUCCGGCCGAAUGUCACUGAUCGCCGAGCUGGAUCGAAGUUAUUACUCUGUUGGACCUGGUCCGGCGAAGAAGUUGUGUCCUUCGGUGUCGCCUCGGCCUACGGCCGCAGGGGAUGAGGUUCGAAUCCAGAUUGAGGAGGAAGGAGAAAGCCUAGUGGGGGGUAAGUCGCCAGUUGACGAACGCACGGUGGAAGGUGCCAUCCAAUUCGAGGACGAAGUUGGAGAGUUUGUCGAAGGAACACCUCCAGCGCAGGCGAGAAAGAGCGUUGGCGGCAGCUGUGGAAAGCAAAAGAUAUCGGACUAUUUUACGAAGAUUGGUAAGUAGACUGUGCUCCACGGUUGGAAUUGAA